Chaetomium globosum CBS 148.51 is the source of this 720-nucleotide messenger RNA. RefSeq lists its product as uncharacterized. The transcript is spliced from 2 exons. Lineage: Eukaryota; Fungi; Ascomycota; Sordariomycetes; Sordariales; Chaetomiaceae. The record is from RefSeq and is a predicted model, not a curated record. Bases 1 to 720 code for a protein of 239 amino acids.
AUGUCGGCUGGGGCCAUCCUUCCCGUCCGUCGGUCACUUCCGUUUGAAGCGUUUGAACCAAACCUCAACACUACAUCUCAUCCCGAACAACAGUUCAGAAUCGCCAUGUCUGCCAACGCGAGCAGUCCUUGGAGCGGCAACCACGAACCGCUCCGUAUGGAUGAGACGGGCGAGGCGCCCCCUGCCUACGCUCGCGUACACCGUAACAACGGCCGCAACCCGAACUUGCGGCAGAUUGCCACUGAGGGGGACUUCUGGAUGGGCCUGGCAGAGCUCGAGCCCUGGAUGUCGUACUUUGGCUUCCGGACUAUGGGCCCGAUCCUGGCGGCGCUGUUCAAGCGCCAAAACGAGCUCGAGAGGCAACGCAACGCCCUCGAACAGGAAAUCGACAUGGUUUCACAGUUGAUCCGCUACUUGGCGCUCAAUCUCCAGCAUCCCGAGGAAGCCGCCAUGCACCAGAAUCCGGUCGGCGAGCCCCGAGAGCAGUGGCAGCAGCCGCAGUGUCGAGAGACCAUCCAACGCGGUGGAUCACCUAGCCGCAGCCAGGCUUUUCAGCAGGUUGCUCCCCCGGGGACCAUGGGCUCUGGGGUUGCUCCUUUGGUCGGCACGACCCCGAGGGCGGAUAUCCAGGACGAGAGCGCUGCGGACCCUGAUAUCUGGCAGGUGGUAGCCCCUUGGGGGACUGCUGGAGUCUCUCAUCGGAACACGCACAUGGGUUAG